This is a messenger RNA of Morone saxatilis (striped sea-bass), 673 nucleotides long. RefSeq names its product ventral expressed homeobox (gene ventx). The record is from RefSeq and is a predicted model, not a curated record. The coding region runs from base 1 to 513 and encodes 170 amino acids. Gene Ontology annotation, molecular function: DNA binding; DNA-binding transcription factor activity, RNA polymerase II-specific. NCBI's taxonomy places the organism in Eukaryota, Metazoa, Chordata, Actinopteri, Moronidae. Gene Ontology annotation, biological process: regulation of DNA-templated transcription. The transcript is spliced from 3 exons.
AUGGAAGAAUUUACAAAAGCAGCAAGAAGCCAAUACUCUCCGACCUCGCCAAACAAUAGUUGCGGUUACACUUCGGGCUCUGAGAGUGAGGUGGGAGAUGACAGCGAGGGGGAAGCCACUCAGCAACGAAGGAUGAGGACCAAAUUCACCUCUGAGCAGAUCGGCAAGCUGGAGAAAACCUUCAGCAAGCACAAAUACCUGGGCGCUACACAGAGGAGGAAGAUCGCUGAGAAGCUCAACCUCUCUGAAACUCAGGUGAAAACGUGGUUCCAGAACAGGAGGAUGAAGCUGAAACGGGAGGUCCAGGAUCUGCGUCCUGAGUUUCUGUCGGUCCCGGCCGGUCUGCUGCCGCCUCUGCUGUUUCAGCACCCCGUCCUGAGUGGACAGCUCCCCGCCGGCAGCGGCUUCUACCCGCGGGUGCAGCCGCUCCACAGGACGGUCCUGCCCGCUGCUCUUCUGCACCAGCACCGCUCCCACCCCCCGGCCAUCCUGCAGCCUCCCCACUUCUACUGAACGCGGCCCCUCCGCCACCCAGCCAAAAUAUGUUUUUGUCUAGAAUCUAGAUAUUCUUCCAUCUCUCUCUCUCUAAAAGAGGGGUUUAAAACUUGUUAAUAUAGUGAAUAUAAUGUUUGCCUUUAAUAUGUCUGAAGCACUAUAGUAUAUAUAGACGUUA